GCCCGGCAAAACUGCGUCCUGAAACAGUUGUGAAAUAGUGAAGUUAACUUGGACUAGAACGCCAAAAUGUCAUCUUUUGAUAAGUUGUCCAUCCAAGGAGUGCGCAGCUUUGGCUCCAAUGCCGAGGAUCUACAGAGCAUUACAUUUUCAUCGCCGGUGACCUUGAUUCUGGGCGAGAAUGGGUGUGGAAAGACAACCGUAAUCGAGUGCCUGAAGUACGCCUUAACUGGCGAGUGUCCACCGGGAAGCGAUCGCGGAAGGAGCUUCGUACACGACCCAAAAAUCUUUGGGCUAAGCGAGUCCUUGGCGCAGAUCAAGAUGCAGGUUCGCGACAAACGUGGUGCCCAGGUGUCCAUCUGCCGGACAAUGAAGGUGUCUAACAAGCGCGGCAAGGCGACCUUCGAGACGCUGGACUCUACCAUCAACUUCCUGACCGGCGCCGGGCAAUCGAAGCGCGACAAUCAGGACUCCUUAAGCGGUCGCACAGCGGACAUAGAUCUGGCCAUCUCGGAUUUUAUGGGUGUAUCCAAAGCCAUCAUAAACAAUGUCCUGCUGUGCCAUCAAGAGGACUCCAGUUGGCCUCUGGACGAGGCCAAGAAGUUAAAGGAGAAGUUUGAUGCCAUAUUUGGCAUCACGGAGUACAAUAAAGCCCUGGAUAAGAUCAUCAAAAUGCGCAAGGAAGCCAUGGACGAGCUGAAAGUUAUGGAGGCUAACAUGAAGCAUGUGGCGUAUCUGAAGCAAGAAAUGGAGAUACGAACGCUGGCCCUGCAGAAAGCCCAGCAAAAGUGCGACUCAAUCAAGGCGCAGUGCAGCGAAUGCGAGGAGGAAAUGAAGCCCAUCGAGGCCAGACUACUUGAGAUCCGGAACAUUGAGUUUGAAAUUGGCAAAUAUCAAGCGCAGAAGGUGGAAAUGGAAACAAAGCAUAAAAACUGCAAAGAGCAGAUCUCCACUCUAACCAGGAAAAUCAAGACUCCAUUUAUUGGCUCCAUGGCUGAGCUGGACGUUAAGAUUAACAAUUUCGAUCAGCGUAUGAGAGAAAUGCGGGACCAGCGUACCGAGACAGAGCAAGAACUCUCAGAGCUAAAGAAAUCCUGUGCCAACGGACAGGAAAAGCUGGGCAUGCACGACAAGAAGCGAUGCCUGGCUAAGCAGCGGCACCAGAGCGAGCAGGCUUGCCGGGCACAGUUGCUAAAACGGGUUAAGGAAUUUUGUCGCGAACUGCAGAUCCCAAUAGAUGGUGAGCUCACGGAACAGCCCGAAAAACUGUUGGAUGUCCUACAAGAUAUCGAGGCGGUUAUUAUGAGCAAGCACUGCGAGAUCACCGAGAUCGGUGAGCGGAACGACAAGGCCGAUAAGGACAGGCAGGCCAAGAUCGAUGAGCUGCGUAUUGAUCUGACCAAGUCAGAGCAGGGCGUGACAGAUAAAGAGAAUCAGCGUGAGGUCAACAAACGUGAGAGCGAAAAACUCGAGGUGGAUAUCCAAAAAAUAGAAGCUUCAAUGCACGAGUUAAAAAAGCUGGAGAAGAAAAUAGCCGAAGCCAAUGAACUUUACGAGAACACGAUCAAAAAUGUGGACCAGCAAGCCAUGCGAGGGGCCAUUGACGACAAGAAGACCAGCAUUGCCGAGAAGCAGGCGCAGUUUGAGAAACUAGACAAGCAACUCACCUUCCUGGGAUCCAUGGCUAAACUGGUGGCCGAGAUAUCUCUGAAGCAGAAGGAUCUUGAAAAGAAAAAUCAGGAAGUCCAUCGAGUACGCAGUCGGCAUGCGGACAACUUUGGCAAGUUCUUCAAGGAUCCAAUAUCAAGCAACUAUCGCAGGUCAAUGCAGGGAGCCUACGACAAGCUGCGUCGUGAGAUCCAGGAUCUUAACGAGCAGGCCAACGCGCAGAAGCUCAAAGAGCAGUCCUAUGAGAUUAAGCGGAAGAAUCUAAUCGACGACAUAGCGCGUAUGGAAAAGGAGCUAAAGGAGAGCGAGGAGCUGGUCUUCCAGAAGUGUCGCUCAACUCCGUACGAUGAUCUAGUGGAGCGCAGCAAAACGGCAAUUUCCAAGCUGCAAUUCGACCAUGGAGCCCUUAAGUCCGCCGAGGCCUUGUACAAGAAGUACAUACAGAAAAUCGAAGAGGAGCCUAGCUGCCCUUUGUGCCAUCAUAACAUGUCUGGCGAUGAGGCGUGCGACCUUACCACAGAGCUUACCGAUGAGAUCCAAAAGCUGCCGGAAAACAUCGUUAGAGCUGAGAAAGCCUUAAAAGCUGAGCAAUUAAAAUACGAUAACUUGCUGCAGAUUAAACCGAAUAUUUUGAAGAUAAAAGAUUUGAAGGCAUUGUUGCCUCAGAAGAAAGAAGAACUGAAGAAGGUCGAAGAACUUCUGGGCGAGAGCGUUAGUGAAUAUGAGACGUUGUUAGCGCUGAUUGGAGAGCCCACUCACAACAUGGAGUUGGCCAAUUCCAUGAUGGGUGAUAUGACGUUGCUUGAUGAGGCCUUGAAGGACUCGAUGCGCCUCACAAAGGAUCUAGAUCUGCAGAAAGCCAAAUUGCCUGCUUCUUAUGACGCCAGCGUGUCGAUGGAUACAUUGCAAGCGGAAAAGAGUCAAGUUUCAAAGGACCUAGAAACAGAGCGCAAGGACUUGGAAAUCACACAAAAUACAUUCCAGCAGCACAUGGAUGCCUUAAAUCGUUUGCGUGAAAUGAAAAAUAGCCUAAAGGAUAGGCAAAUACUUUUGCAGGAAGGUGUGCAGAGUCUGCCGCAGCUUAAGGAACGCCUUGAGAAGCUCACCAAUUUCCUUAUCACCGUGGCUACGGAAAUAAGUGACCUUAGGGCAAAAAUUCUGCCCCUCAAACAGAACCUGAGAGCGGCUGUCGAGGAAAAAGAUCGUUUGAAGGAGAAAGAGCGAGCUCAGCUAGCUCAGAUGAAUUCUAAAUAUAAUUCCUACAAAAGCACAGAUCAGGAUAUUCAAAGAUUGAAUAAAGAAGCUCAGGAACAUGCCAAGUUAGACUUGGAAAAUGAGAUCCAAAAACUCGAAGACACCAUUAAGGCUACCAAAGAUGAGUUGAAAAAUCUGGAAUCCCAAAUCCAUUUGAAGACCGAUCAACUGGAAACCAUUAAGACCGAAUGUCUCAAUCAGCAGACGGCUGAACGAGAUCUUAAGGAUAAUCGGGAGUUAAAGCAGCUGCAGGAAAAGGAAUCACAGCUAAGCGAGAGCUGCCAAUCCCUCAACAAGCAGUUGGGCAACUUGGAUUUCCACAGUGUUAGCAAGGAAAAAGUGGAACUAACCAAACGAAGGGACACGGCUACAGUGCGUAAGGGAGAGCUAUUGGGCCAGCUGGGUGAGAUCAACAGCCAGGUGGGCAAGCUACAGCGAGAGAUUGACGAGCCCAGGUUCAAGGAGUCGCUUAAGAAUUAUCGCAAGGCCAACUUCGAACUGCUGGUCACAAAACGCAGCAUCGAGGACCUGGGCCAACAUCGCUUGGCCUUGGAGUGGGCUCUCAUCCAGUUCCACGCGGAGAAAAUGGAGAAAAUCAAUCGCCUUAUACGUGAGUACUGGCGGAUGAUAUACCGCGGCAACGACAUCGACUACAUACAGGUGAAGACGGAGGAUGGCAACACAGAUGCGUCGGCGGAUCGGCGCAAGACCUACAACUACCGAGUGGUCCAGUCGAAGAACAAUGCCGAAAUCGAGAUGAGGGGACGCUGCAGUGCUGGUCAGCGCGUCCUGGCCUCCCUCAUUAUUCGCAUGGCUCUGGCAGAGACGUUCAGCAGUAAUUGCGGGGUGUUGGCGUUGGAUGAGCCCACCACGAACUUGGAUCGCAUUAAUAUCACAUCGCUGUGCGAUGCCCUUAACUGUAUUGUGGAGGAGCGUCAGAGUCAGUCGAAUUUUAUGCUCAUUAUCAUCACGCACGACGAGAACUUCAUCUCGUCGCUGGGCAAGAUCACUAACUACCAUCGGGUCUUCCGCAACGAUGACUGCAAAUCGGUCAUAAGGAAGGUGCAGGUCGGUUGAUCAAAGGAAAUACAAUAACAAUAAAAUGUACCCACUUCGUUAUUUAUCUAAAAUCGAUGUAUGUUUGCUUAUCUUGUCAUCAUAAUAAUUUGGAAAUUGAGUGUCAUUCAUUUAAUAAUAGUUUGUCUCCCCUCAUUGCCAAGAGAAUGUGGCUGCUAACUUUUCUUCUGUCCGCGUUUGUAGUAGUUCAUGGCUACUCCAUGCAGUUUGGCAGGAUGCACUCCCUGUCUGUUCCCAUUUACGAAGCUGAAGUUAAAUUGAAUCACUCAGAGGGUUAUUUAGACGUGGCGUAUAAUCAAAAGAUGAAAGCGAUUUGGAACGGAAAGGCCGUGCAAUUAUUUUGUCUGGCGGAAUAGGAG
Messenger RNA from Drosophila serrata, 4355 nucleotides. It is a transcript of the gene rad50, whose product is annotated as DNA repair protein rad50. Gene Ontology annotation, molecular function: G-quadruplex DNA binding; ATP hydrolysis activity; single-stranded telomeric DNA binding. Gene Ontology annotation, cellular component: Mre11 complex; nucleus; condensed nuclear chromosome. Gene Ontology annotation, biological process: telomere maintenance via telomerase; telomere maintenance via recombination; double-strand break repair. The record is from RefSeq and is a predicted model, not a curated record. NCBI's taxonomy places the organism in Eukaryota, Metazoa, Arthropoda, Insecta, Diptera, Drosophilidae.